Sipha flava (yellow sugarcane aphid) is the source of this 1919-nucleotide messenger RNA. RefSeq lists its product as uncharacterized. Bases 644 to 1543 code for a protein of 299 amino acids. The transcript is spliced from 3 exons. The record is from RefSeq and is a predicted model, not a curated record. Lineage: Eukaryota; Metazoa; Arthropoda; Insecta; Hemiptera; Aphididae.
UCGAAUACGCAUUAACGGUGCUGUCCUGCGGAACGUUUCUCGCGCGCUUCCGCCGGAUGCUGCCACAGCGCAGUCGAUCCCAAGCACCCGCGCAGCAAGUGCACGCGCUCGUACGUGUCCGUAUUGCUGUUGGUUUUUGACGAGAACGGAUUUCAGCCGCGAAAACCCACCCUUCGGCGUUGAACAGUUGAAGUGUCUGCUGGACGAGAGGUCAUCCGCGUCACAUUCGUUCGAUCGACGACCACCGGCCAGGACGAGGGUGACGGCUACGGGGACACCAUGCAAUACGCGUAAUAGAAGUAUAAUUUGCGGACGGGGAAAGGAGGGGGAAAAAAAAUCUAGCAAUUAAAAGAAAUAGGAAAAAAAAAAAACACAAUCAAACGAUUUUUACACGCGAAACGUUUCGUUCAAAUCGCAGUGGCUCCGACGCCAUUGUUUGACGCGGUUCGGCAAACGAUUUUUCGCCGAUUCACAUGACAUCAGCUCCUGAGGCACAGGUAGCGGAUCACCCCGAAUAAUACGCAGCAUUCAGUGCACAGCUAUUGUCGGUCGUCAGUCAUUAACCUCGUGCACAUCCCGGCGACAACUAGUAGUCAACGUAGUCUGUCAGCUCCGUUCGUAGCCGUCCACCACGGUCGGUAUCAUGCACCCGUCGGCUUCGUUUCUGCCGCCGCUGUGUCUCGUCCUGUAUCUGACCGGAAACGUCCUGGCAGCCGCGGAUCAAUCCGAUCUCGGCCCGGCGUCCGACGAGAACUCCACGUUGACCACCAACCCGCAGGAUAACUCGACGACGGCGGCGGUGCGGUGCGCGAACAACUACACGAUGACGUGCGUCAAGAGGGACGUGCUGGUGUUCUUGGACGCGUUGGACGCGGAACGGAGCUACGAGAUCUAUCCGGGUUUCACGAUUUACCAGCGGCGUUCGUCCGGCGGCGACGGCGCGGCGCCGUCCAACGAGUCGUUGGACGCGGCCAACUCGACGCGGCUGGACCAGCUGAUCACCAAACGGCUGAACGAUUACGUGGACAGCAUCGAUCUGCGCGUGAAGCUGCUCAACCCGAUCGACACGACGGCCCGGUCGGUGAGCAACACCGUGCUCGAGCGGAUACUGCCGUUCCUCCGGAUGAGUAGAAAAAAGAAGGACCACCACGGCAUGUACUGGGCUGCGGGCACGAUGGCCGCGGUGGGCGCGAGCGCGCUUAUGGCGCUGUCGAGCAAGGCGCUGGUGACGGCCGGCGUGGCGCUGGCCAUGGCCAUCUACAACUGCAUGAAGGGUGGCGGGGGUGGUGGUAAGGGAGGCGGCAACCACCUGACGGCCACGCUGAUGGAGGAGAGUGCGGUGGUGCCGCACCGGCAGUGCGCCGAAGCCGUGGUCGACAUAUCCGGCGUUCACGCGUACCCGGCGGACGUGGAACGAUACCCUGGGUCCCGGAAGACGGUGGACAUCGUGUCGCCCGCCAUGCCGGUAUACCGGAUUCACCAGACGUCGGAAGACUACUCGUCGUACAACCCGCCCCAGUCUCAGUCCGGACAGUACACUUAGCCGCAUACCGGUCCUAUACGUUCAUCGCUGCAGUUUCCAGUUCCGUCCUCACAGUUAUCUUUCUCCCUCAAUCCCUCACUCCAUCUUUCUCUCUACGAACGCGCGGGGCUGCGAAUAAUUCGACGGUCCGCUAGAAAUCCUGUUCAAUAUACUUCUAUACACGUUCAAAAUAUGAUCACCAUACUCGAAAUCACAAUGUUUGCAAGUGAAAGAAUGAACACUAAAAGUGCGCAUUGUUUUUCUAAAAAAAAAUUAAAUCGAUUUCGAAUUCGUAAGAUAUUUGAAAUAAGAGUUCAUUUAACUUAAUGGUAUGUAACAAAAAAAUAAAAUCUUACAGCUGGUGUUUUUUUUAACGUUGUUUAAAAAUCAAAAUCCA